Messenger RNA from Echinops telfairi (small Madagascar hedgehog), 3281 nucleotides. It is a transcript of the gene TTF1, whose product is annotated as transcription termination factor 1. The coding region runs from base 249 to 2591 and encodes 780 amino acids. Lineage: Eukaryota; Metazoa; Chordata; Mammalia; Afrosoricida; Tenrecidae. The transcript is spliced from 12 exons. The record is from RefSeq and is a predicted model, not a curated record.
UGAUUUGGUUCGUGUUUUCGGUCGAAAGGAAAGGCGCCUGUGCAGACCGAGCAGUGACAGGCCGUGGUCUUUCCGCCGGGCACCCCGUCCUUGGCCUGCGGACUCCAGGAUUGCGAUUGGCGUCUCCGUGUCGCCGCCGCCGCCGCCGCUCCGGGCUUGAUCACAUGGGCACUGAAGUAUAGUUGAAUAAGAAACCUCAGCCAGCAAAUUUAGGAACCACAACCAGGCAAAGGUACUAAGAGGAAGAAAUGGAAGGAAAAUCAAGGCAAUAUGAAAUCCACACUCCAGUUAUUGGCAAGAAAAAGAAAAAGAAAAAACAUUCCGUGGAUACGGAAAGGCAUCAGAAGCCUUCCAGCAAAACCUUGCAGGACUCCUGCCCAGCGAACGAGCCUUUCCCAAUAACUGAGAGAGAAAAGAAGAAGAAGAAGAAGAAGAAGACCCAGCAUUGCACGUCUUCUCUGAGCAAAUCCCAAAUGGGUGACGAGCCGGGGAAGGCUGCUGUAACAUCCAAAAAGGAAAAGAAGAAGCGGAAACGAGCUUUGGAAUCGGACAAGGAGACCGGUGUUGCUUAUGUCCUUGUGAGGAAAGGAAAGAUCGAGGCCGCAUCUGCGGAUUUCAGCAUGGAUGGCAAUGGUGUCUCUGUUCAUGUGAGCAGGGGCCAAAGACCAGCCCAAGAGCCUGCGGCAGAAGAAUUGCCUUCGGUUCCUCAGGCGUGUGCAAAUGAUGCAGAAUGGCUGCAUGAGAACGGUAGGAGAAGAAAGCAUAGAAAACGGCAGCGGACGGAAACCUCUUGUGGUUCCCAGGAAACCCCGUGUGCGAGCAUUGCCCUGUACCCAUCGGAGUCCCAGCAACAGGAACCCCUGCUAUCUGCGGACCUGCAAGGGGAAACUCCAGAACACGUGGGAUUGACCGGGAAGAAGAAGAAGAAGAAAAAGAAGAAGAAGAAGAAGACUUCAAAUAACCCAGGGUGGGAGGCGUUACCCGAGCAUCUUGAGAACAUGAAUCCUGAGGGAUCGCAAGAGAUGGGGGAGAUCGGCUCUGGACCAGUCGGUGGUGCCCUUGAAGUCACGGACUUCAGUGGUACAAAGAGGAAGUCUAAGAAAAGGAAGCGAAGAUCUUCUGUUGGAAAUGCUCUGGGCGCUGGUGUUGACUCUUCAAUGCGCAGUAGCUCCGAGGACACACGCUUAGACCUGCAACGUGGUGAUUCUGCGGCAGGGGAAGGUACCUUGAUUGAAGAGUGUGUGAAUCCCCGGACUAAAAAGAAGAAAACCCAGGCCUCUUCAGAACAGAAUCUUCUGGAAGAGGGACACAGGUUAGAAUCUACACAUGAUGAAGAGAGCAACCUGGAAUCUGCUAGGCAUCCUGAAAGCUAUUUAUCUGAGGAUUCAAGAAAUUCAGAUGAUUCCGAUGUGGAUUUGGGAUCCGCCGUGAAACAACUUCAAGAAUUCAUUCCCGAUAUAAAGGAAAGGGCUGCCACUUCAAUUAAGCGAAUGUACCGGGAUGACUUGGACCGGUUUAAAGAAUUUAAAGCACAAGGUGUUCCUAUUAAAUUUGGCAAGUUUUCUAGCAAGGAGAAUAAACAGCUACAGGAAAACGUGCAAGAAUUUCUGUCCCUGACGGGGAUUGAGACGGCAGACAAGCUGCUGCACACUGACAGAUACCCCGAGGAGAAAGCGAUGAUCACCAAUUUAAAACGAAAAUAUGGGUUCAGAGUGCACAUUGGCAAAGACAUUGCUCGACCUUGGAAACUGGUGUACUACAGAGCAAAGAAGAUGUUUGACAUCAAUAAUUACAAAGGCAGGUACAGUAAAGGCGAUACUGAAAAGUUAAUGCUGUACCAUUCCCUCCAUGGAAAUGAUUGGAAAAAGAUUGGCGAGAUGGUGGCCCGGAGCAGCCUCUCUGUUGCCCUGAAGUACUCUCAGAUUGGCAGUUCCGUGAACCGGGGUAGCUGGAGUAAGGCGGAAAUCAAGAGACUCAUCAAGGCUGUGGAACAAGUGAUUCUAAAGAAGAUGUCCCUUCAGGAGUUGAAUGACAUGGAUUCUAGUCUCCGGGAUAUUCCUGAAGACCGUCUAUCAAUUGUUCGGGAAAAACUGUACAAGGGCAUCUCUUGGGUAGAAGUAGAAGCUAAAGUGGAAACCAGAAAUUGGAUGCAGUGUAAAAGUAAGUGGACAGAUGUUUUAACCAAAAGGAUGACUCAGGGCCAGGAUGUCUACCGAGGGGUCAAUGCCCUGCAGGCCAAGAUCCACCUUAUUGAAAGGUUGUAUGACAUAAAUGUGGAAGAGUCUAAUGACAUUGAUUGGGAAGACCUUGCCAGUGCCAUAGGUGACGUUCCUCCAUCUUACGUGCGAAGUAAAUUUCACAAGUUAAAAACGACCUGCGUUCCCUCUUGGCAGAACAAAACAUUUCCAGAGAUUAUAGACUACCUUUAUGAGACUAGCCUGCCUGUGUUUAAAGAACGGCUAGACAAGAAGCUGGAGAAAGAAGGCGCUGAACUCCGGGCUCCUGCGACACCAAAGCAGGUUUUCCGGUUUCGAGACAUCUUUUACAGCGAGGACGAGAGCGAGGGAGAAGACGUCAACGAGGGAAGUUAAGCAGGGCUUACCUUUCCCUUGCCCGGGUUUCCUAGUUGGGUAAUAAUUCUGUACGUGUAUUACUGCACAUGCUGCUCCAUAUUGAUGUUUGCUAAAGAAUGCACAGUGAGGCUCCAUGAAAAGAAGACUUCCUAUGCUGGAACAUUACACUUUGCCAAUGCAUUCGUACUACGGUUUGCAUCGGUGUGCAAAGAACGAAGAGCAUCGGACAGGAUUUCUGCUUUCCGCACACUUGCUGGAUGGAGCGUCAGGUGUUCUGAACAUUGAACAUUUCGUACAUGUUCUCGGCAAAAAUGAGAAGAUCUGAAAUGUUAAUAAAACAUGUCAUCUUGCAUUUUGUUUUUCCUCCUAAGUUGCUUAUGUGUACAUUUUCAGGGCCUAUAAGCAUGUGGACAGAAUCGGGACUCGGCUGGCUGCUCAGACUAGUCUCGGGUGUGUUUACCUCUCGUAUGUGGGCUGCUUAUUGUCUUGAGUGGAGCCCAGCCUUUAGAGACAGCAUAUGUUUUAUACAAGAUGUUCUCCCAAAGCAAGUCUGAACUAAAUCCAUUUGAUUUAGUUCAAAAGAAAAAGAAAAAAAAAUCACGAAUCUACUGUUCAUAGAAAAAUGUCUCUUAUGUUUUUUCCUUUUAUAUAAGCAUUUUGUUAUAUAAACAUUUUGUCAUAUAAACACUUUUCCUUCUGAAACUGGAA